AUGCCUCCUCCGCAACAAACAUCAGCCUCACAAACCCCUCACAUCUCGCCCGCCGAGCUCUCAUACCUCUACACCUCGCUCUCGCAACCCGACGGGCCCAUCCGCCCCGACGGCCGCUCUCCCACACAAUUCCGGCCUCUAACCGCCGAGACAGGCAUUGUACCCGGCGCAAACGGCAGCGCACGCAUUGGAUUUGCUGAUGGCUCGGAGGCGAUUGUCGGAGUGAAAGCAGAGAUUGAGAGGACGCUGGCCACAGACGCGCUGGAUCUGCGACAGCUGCAAGAGCUCGAGCAGCAGAAUGACGGAUAUAGCGGUGCUGAUAACGUAGACGGCGGAGAUGCCACGCGUGAGGGAUCCCAUGCGGUUGCCGGACAGAGCUCGUGGGUUCAAAUGUCGAUUGAGAUCCCUGGCUUUCGAGACGAUGAUGCAUUGCCGGUGUUUUUGUCAGAGAUGAUGCGUGAAUCGCUGGUUGGGGCUGGGAAUGAUGGGGAAGGGAAUACCUCUGGUGGGGGGUUGAAAAGUCGACUGAUUCUGUUACUGUCGCCGCCUCAGUCAUACCCUCUACCCCUGCUCUCACUGACCACACAUCUGGCACUCUUGUCGACACGACUUCCUAAGCUCAAAUCCCAAGGCGAGGAAGACCCUUUCUUCGAAGACGACUGGAACCUGGCCGAAUACAUCUACACACAACAAAACGCCAAACACGCGCGCCCCCCAGUCACACUACUCGUUAUAUCGACGGGGAAAAACGUAAUCUUCGAUCCGACACGGGAAGAAAUCGCCAAAAAUAAAACGGAGCUGCGGAUAACGAAACCGUGCUCUUCAGCGGAGACAACAACAACAACAGGAGCCAAAAUGGCCGCGAUGCAGAAUAUCCCGCAGUUCCUGCUACCACGAGGAAUCUCCUCACGGACCUUGCGAUAUGCAGCUACAGCUCAAGCACCAGCAACAGCGGCAGCACGUCGCGGCUUCUCAUUGUCAGCGCCGCAACGCAAACAAUCUGCAGGAAACAAUGCCUCGAAAGAAAAAAAGGCUCGCACACUCGCCCAGCCAGACAAAUUCCGACCACCGUCACACCCCCAGCGCCGCGUGAUGCAGACACGCGAUGGCAAGGCAGUCGUGCGAGAGCCAUUCAAUUACCCUGGUCCGGCGCUGUCGGCCAAGGAGAAGGAGGAGCAGCAAACGAAGCGGUAUCCCAACAUGUUUCCGCCAGAGGGGACGGUGAUGCACAAGUUUUUGACGACGCGGUGGAUUCAUGCGUGGAUUGCAUUGGGCGUCCUCACAUCUCUCGCGACGUUCACAUUCAUGGAAAACUUCAAACGCACAUCGCCAUUCGCGCACCUGAUGCCCGGCUGGUCCGGGCUGCUGAGCCACCCGAUCAACACAAUCGCGCAGGUGGUCUCUGUGUGGAAGAUGCACGUGCAGCACACCUCGGUACUGGCGCGCGAGAAACGGCACAAGCGUAUUGACGACGCCGAGAAGCGUCGCCAGUACCGCGUUGCUCACGGGCUGGAAGCGCCUGCUGUUGCUGAUACUGCUGCUGCUGCUGCAGCUGUCGAGGAUGACCAGUCGCCUGUUGCUGCUGGUGCGUCGGAUACAAUGGUUGCGCCUGUCAAGGUGGAGGUAGACGCAGAAGCUGUCAAGGACGAAGAAUAUCGCGAGUUUGGGGGUCAGAAACGGCCGGUCAAGAAAUGGCUGGGGAUUUGGUGA
Talaromyces rugulosus is the source of this 1710-nucleotide messenger RNA. RefSeq lists its product as uncharacterized. Gene Ontology annotation, biological process: exonucleolytic trimming to generate mature 3'-end of 5.8S rRNA from tricistronic rRNA transcript (SSU-rRNA, 5.8S rRNA, LSU-rRNA); U4 snRNA 3'-end processing; nuclear polyadenylation-dependent mRNA catabolic process. Bases 1 to 1710 code for a protein of 569 amino acids. NCBI's taxonomy places the organism in Eukaryota, Fungi, Ascomycota, Eurotiomycetes, Eurotiales, Trichocomaceae. The transcript is spliced from 4 exons. The record is from RefSeq and is a predicted model, not a curated record. Gene Ontology annotation, cellular component: cytoplasmic exosome (RNase complex); nuclear exosome (RNase complex).